AUGUCGAGCGAUGAUGAUCACAUCAGACCGGCUAGGAACUUCGAGGCACAGAGCGCAUUUGCAUCUACCCUAGUGAAUGAUGUCGAAAAGGCAGGGCCAUCCAAGACCAGUGAAGUGCCAGACAAGCAGCACAAAAGCCUCUUCGGGCUUGCAAUCGAAACCCCCAAGAUCCAUGCUGGAAGCGAUGCUGUCUUCGCGGCCAAGGCCCAGCUGUUGAAUAAGGCGCUGCUAGACAUGGGCAUGGGGCUGUAUCAAUGGAUGUUGUUUUUGAUGACAGGCGUUGGCUGGUUUCUUGAUAGCUUCUGGGUCAUGUCUUUCCUAGUUAUUGCCCCAUCAGCUGCAAAUGAAGCUCAGUUCUUCUUCCCUGGUGAUAACACGGAUUAUCUUUUUAUCAGCUUGUUUGUCGGCCUCACUGUCGGUGGCACAGCUUGGCCCAUGAUGUCUGAUACACUGGGUCGGAAGUGGAUGUUCACUAGCACAAUCGUGCUAAUGGGAAUGGGCGGCUUAGUUGGCGCGGGCAUGCCUUCGUUCACAGGGUUGUGUGUUGUCGGAUGCGUUGUCGGAUUUGCUGCUGCUGGUAACCAAGCUGUCGACGCCAUGAUUCUUCUGGAAUCGCUGCCUGCUUCCCAUCAGUACUUGGUGGCCCUGCAAGGCGUGUUCUGGGGACUGGGACAAUUGGUUGCUGCGGCAGUGGGAUGGGCUUUCAUCGCUCUAUACACAUGUGGCACCGGCCCUGAUGAAGUGAGCACCUCUCAAUCAAUGAGCCAGAAACGCGCUCUCGGCCAUUCAAGUAGCGCCAUCUCCUCAUCUAGCAGCGCCUCAUCCUGCCACUACGUCAGCAACAAAGGCUGGCGCUAUGUAUGGUGGACCUUCGGGUGUAUGACUCUCUUCCUGUAUUUGUGUCGUUUUGCAUUGAACCUGCACGAAACACCAAAGUUUCUCCUCUCACGACGCCGCGACGCAGAAGCAACCCAACUCGUCAAGGACAUUGCACUCUACAACAAGCGCCAGACAUGGCUUACCGAAGCAUCAUUUGCACGGAUUGAUUCUACAAUCGACGGCUCCGAAGCUGAACUGCGCACAAAAUCUCGCUCACAAGGCCUUGUUUCGUCGCUCAAUAUUUAUGGCUCCGUGUGUCUUGUCCUGCUGUGGAGCGUGAUGGGUUUGACUUUUGUGCUUCACCAAACUUAUAUUGAUAAUUAUCUCGCGGCGCACGGUGUAGUCCAAGUCAGCGCGGCAACAGUCUCGAGGUCCAACCUUUACAGCCGGUACCUGUAUAUUGCACUCUGCGCUAUUCCGGGCCCUCUCGUGGCGGCAGUCUUAGUGGAAGUGAAGGGCCUGGGGCGGAAGCGCACGGGAGCUGGAAUUGCUGUUUUAACUGGGCUGUUCAUGCUUCUCGCUACUGUGGCCCGGUCUCGCAAUUCUGCGCUGGCUUUUGAGUGCAUUAUCAACUUCCUUCGCUUUGCUGGUGUGGCUACACUGAUGCUUUAUACCGUUGAGGUAGUGCCGACUACGGUGCGUGGGUACAGCCUGGGCGUCAUGGGUUUCUUUUGGGGAGUGUUUGGCUUGAUCGCGCACAUCAUUACCACUUUUGAUAGCACUGCAGUUUCAGGUGGAGGUCCAGUUUGGUUCUGCGGUGCGGUGUGGAUUAUCAUGGCUAUUGCGUGGUUGGCGCUCCCCCUUGAAACCCAAGGUAGAGCAGCGGCGUAG
Molecule: messenger RNA, 1710 nt
Organism: Penicillium vulpinum
Lineage: Eukaryota; Fungi; Ascomycota; Eurotiomycetes; Eurotiales; Aspergillaceae
Exons: 3
Coding region: 1-1710 (569 amino acids)
Biological process (GO): transmembrane transport
Molecular function (GO): transmembrane transporter activity
Source: RefSeq, a predicted model, not a curated record